GACAACCUGAACGACAUUAUCAAUAUUUUUAUCCAAAAACAAAAAGAAAGCAGAAGUUAUCUUAAUUUAAGAUAAAAGAUGAAAUAAAAUUUUUUGUUAUUUUCGGUGUCUAAUUGCCAAAAAAUCAGACGAACAGAUUAAAGAAUGGAGUGCAAAAAGUGUGGUAAAUUAAGAGAUACCACCAGCAAUGCCGGUGACCACAGGAUCGAUCCGACUAGAAAUGUGAUGGACCUGAAGCCUGAAACCACCCUGGAGAUGGAGAUUGAGGAGGCUCUGUCCUCCAGUAGUGCCGACGACACCCCGCCGGGAAUGAUUGUGGUGGAGACCCACAUCAGUUCCUGGGAGAAGGUGAUAUCCCAGAAUGUCCCUGCAGCGGAUGCGGAAUGUCCCGAACUGCCGGCCUGCUCCGUUUCGCUGGGCCUCAAACCGAAUGUCCAGUUUCAGAAGCUGACGCCACCAGUUCAUCCUCUGGUCAAGAGCACCGAGGCAGCUUUGGCCGCCGCCACCUGCUCCGACUAUGUCACUUCAACAGCAAAGCCCUCUGCCACGGAAUCCAUUGCCACAUUGCGUCACUGCAUCGAUGGAGCCACUCAGUGCAACAACCUGGGUUACGAGUCCGUUUCCAACGAUUCAAUGCCAUCGAUUGGAUCGCUGGUCUGUCGCAUUUGUCACAACGCCGAUAAUCCUGAACAACUCGUGUCGCCCUGUUUGUGCAAGGGCUCGCUGACAUAUGUCCACGUGCACUGCCUGGAGCGCUGGAUUAGCACCUCGCGCUGCACCACCUGCGAACUGUGCCAGUUCCAGUACAACACGGAGCAGACGCUGCGGUACACCUGUCUGCAGUCGCUCCGCCUGUGGUACUCGAGGGCCAUGAGUCGCAGGGCCCUGCAGGAGGACUGCCAGAUGUUCUCGCUCCUGACUCUGGUGGCCUUCGGCAUCAUCGGCACCCUACUGGUGGGCAUCCAAUACUACGCCCUCAACACCCACUCCUGGGGACUCAGCAAGCUGUGGACCAAGUCCUGGAUGCUCUUCUUCCUGUUCAUGACGAUAACCGUCUACUUUGCCAACAUCUACAUGCUGAUCAAGUCGCAGCUGACGCCCUGGUAUCGCUGGUGGCAGUCUGCGCGGGACAUAAAGCUCAUCCUGGAGAACCGACGGCCCUUCCCCAAUCCGAGCCGCGUGCUGCGGUCCUUUCCCUUGGACACGGCGUCGACGACAGCCUCCAUGUUCACCCACCACGAUCAGCUGGAAGUGCCGGUGACCAGCAGCCCACCGGUCAUCUUGAUCAGCUCCAGCGAGGAGGAGGUGGCCCCCAAGUGGGGAACCCGCAUGGACAGCGAGGCACUGGCCGCCGCGGUGGCAGCCACUGUGGAAUCCAUUGCUGACGCAAGUGCUCGUGAAAGUGACAAUCAAACCGAGCAGCAGCAACAUGAGGCAACACAGCAACAGCAACAACAACAACAACAGCAACCGGAAGUUGACAUCUGAAAAGGGCAAUGACAAAUACUGGACUGGGUCUCGAGGGGAUUAGGAGUAACCCACUCCUUCGGACCGGGCAAGUAAUUAAGGCUCAAGGGCAAGGACUUCGCUGGGCUUUCGUUGUUUGCGUGUCAUUUGUUUAAUGUAGUUUCGAUGCUUUUAAUGAACUUUUUCCCGAUGAGAGCUCGAAUUAAACGGCUAAACUUGA
Molecule: messenger RNA, 1687 nt
Organism: Drosophila ficusphila
Lineage: Eukaryota; Metazoa; Arthropoda; Insecta; Diptera; Drosophilidae
Exons: 6
Coding region: 145-1488 (447 amino acids)
Biological process (GO): protein ubiquitination
Molecular function (GO): ubiquitin-protein transferase activity; zinc ion binding
Source: RefSeq, a predicted model, not a curated record